This is a messenger RNA of Cladophialophora bantiana CBS 173.52, 2265 nucleotides long. RefSeq lists its product as uncharacterized. Gene Ontology annotation, biological process: positive regulation of proteasomal ubiquitin-dependent protein catabolic process; protein polyubiquitination; ubiquitin-dependent protein catabolic process. The record is from RefSeq and is a predicted model, not a curated record. The transcript has a single exon. NCBI's taxonomy places the organism in Eukaryota, Fungi, Ascomycota, Eurotiomycetes, Chaetothyriales, Herpotrichiellaceae. Gene Ontology annotation, molecular function: ubiquitin protein ligase activity; ubiquitin conjugating enzyme binding; zinc ion binding. Gene Ontology annotation, cellular component: cytoplasm; ubiquitin ligase complex. The coding region runs from base 1 to 2265 and encodes 754 amino acids.
AUGGACGAUACUAACCAAAAUACGAGUGAAGACGAAAGAGCCAUUGAACUUUCAACCAUCGCCGCCAUUUAUCCUGAACUCGUGGUUGACGAUCAAGACCCAUAUACUGCUACUCUCGACCUCGCUGUAACACCCGUCCGGCCGCUGCGGAUUCUCUUUCAACCCUCGACAGACAGUGCGCCACCCAUUCUUCCCACACCACCUACCUCUCCUGAGCAAAGCCAGAAUGAUAGCGGCGCGAAGCUUGCGUUACAACAGCCUGUCCUUCCCCUCGACGCUCACGAGCUCUCUCAUUUGCCCCCACUGUCGCUCCGAAUCUCGCUGCCGGUGGGUUAUCCAGCCACGAAACCUCCGGUCAUUUCAGUCUCCGUUACACCUCAAUGGCUGUCUCGACCCGUUUUGAAACGCCUCAAGGACGAUUGUGCUAGGCUGUGGGAAGAGCUGGGGAAAGAUCAGGUCGUCUAUGCAUAUAUAGACCAUGUCCAACAAGAGGCGGAACAAGCUUUUGGUCUUGCGGGGGGAAUGGACGUUGAACUGUCUAGUGACCUGAAGCUGGCAUUGCUAGAUUUCGACCUCAAAACCAAGCGCGAACAUUUUGAGAAAGAAACCUUUGACUGCGGGAUUUGUCUAGAGCCGAAGAAGGGGAACUAUUGCCACAAGCUCAUGAUGUGCGGGCACGUCUUUUGCGUCCCGUGCUUACAGGAGUUCUACAAGAGUUGCAUAACGGAAGGAGAUGUUGAUAAUGUCAAGUGUCUUGACCCUGGUUGCGGCAAAGAUGAACCUGGAGGGAUGGGCGCGAACGGUCGGCCCCCGAAGAGGCGGAAACAAGACCAAACACUCAACCCCAGUGAACUGUUGCAGAUUCCCAUCGACCAAGAACUCGUCCAGCGGUACGUGCGUCUCAAACGAAAGAAGCGGCUUGAAUCGGACAAGAAUACCAUCUACUGUCCUCGACAAUGGUGCCAAGGAGCCGCAAAGUCGAAGAAACAUCCCAAACCCAUUGACCCGUUGAAUGAUGUUGAGGAAAGCUCAGAAUCAGAAGAAGAACAAUCCGAUUCGGCGUCUGGAAAGAACAAGCAACGCGAGCUGGAAGAUGUACCUGUUUCGGAACGUCUCGCUGUGUGCGAGGACUGCGAUUUCGCAUUCUGCAGUGUCUGCCGGAGGGGAUGGCACGGCGUGCUGGUGAGAUGCAAUCCUCGACGAGAAAAGGAAAUCAACGAAGAAGAGGCGGCCUCAAUGGCAUAUCUGAAGAAGCACUCUACCCCUUGUCCGACCUGCAGCGCACCGGCGCAGAAGACGAUGGGAUGUAACCACAUGACUUGCUUCAGGUGCAAAUGCCAUUUCUGCUACCUGUGUGCGGCAUAUCUUAUGCCUGACAAUCCUUAUAGUCACUACAACGACACCAAGAGCCCAUGUUAUAUGCGUCUGUGGGUGAUGGAAGAAGGGGAUGGCGAAGGCGUGGACGCCGAUCGUAAUCCAGAUCUUGCAGAAUGGGACGAGAUUGACGAUGCAGAUGAUGGGUCGGACGAUGAAGGGCUCCCGCCCGAGAACUUUGCCGCAUUUCAAGGCGACCAUGGACGACCGUUUGCCGAUGAAGAAGAUACUGAUGAUGAAGAGCCGGCACCUGACCAGCGGCGCAAUCGCCAAAUGCACAUUGAAAUCGUGAACUUUGCGCGACCCGGAGCACAAAAUGCUCACCGAAUCGAACUUCCCGAACGACCUCGGGCUCCAGCUCGUGUCGAAGCCCCUAUUCCCCCACAAGUACCGAAUCCACCAAGACCGAGACGUCGACGGAGAGGUGGUGGCCAACAAGCGAACCGCCAACGUGCGAUGGCGAACGAGCCUGCCCGCGCAGCCCAGGCUCAAGGGCAAGCUCGGGCUCGGGUUCAUCUUCAUGUUGCAUUGCCUGGACGGGAUAUUCGAGCAGUCGAAGACCGGCAGAAUGGCCUCAACCGGGUACAUGGCGACAAUGUAGCUGUUCUGCCUAACGGCAACGUUGAUGGCAAUGCCGAUGCCGCGAAUCCUCCAGCACAGCUUCCGCUUGCUGCUCCCGGUCAAGGAAAUCAUCCGGCCGCUGCGCACGGCGCGCAUGCGGGUCCUGUGCGCGCCAUGGGGCUAGAACGGUUCUUGCAGCUUGCACAGCAAGACCAAGAGGAUGAGUGGGACUCGGACGAGCUGGACGAAGAUGAUUUCCAAGCCAUGGAGCAUGAGCAAGAGCACGAGCCACGGCGGAGAAGACAGGAGAGGGUCAUGGGCUGGCGGUGA